Messenger RNA from Pan troglodytes (chimpanzee), 1112 nucleotides. RefSeq names its product ficolin 3 (gene FCN3). The record is from RefSeq and is a predicted model, not a curated record. The coding region runs from base 6 to 986 and encodes 326 amino acids. Gene Ontology annotation, molecular function: carbohydrate derivative binding; signaling receptor binding; antigen binding. The transcript is spliced from 9 exons. NCBI's taxonomy places the organism in Eukaryota, Metazoa, Chordata, Mammalia, Primates, Hominidae. Gene Ontology annotation, biological process: complement activation, lectin pathway.
GCAAGAUGGAUCUACGGUGGAUCCUGCCCUCCCUGUGGCUUCUCCUGCUUGGGGGGCCUGCCUGCCUGAAGACCCAGGAACACCCCAGCUGCCCGGGACCCAGGGAACUGGAAGCCAGCAAAGUUGUCCUCCUGCCCAGUUGUCCCGGAGCUCCAGGAAGUCCUGGGGAGAAGGGAGCCCCAGGUCCUCAAGGGGCCACGACAAAGGAGCAAGGAACCUACUCUGUGCCAGCUCCAGGCUGGGCACCCGGCAUCCUAAGAUCAACUCUGCCAGGGCCACCUGGACCACCAGGCAAGAUGGGCCCCAAGGGUGAGCCAGGAGAUCCAGUGAACCUGCUCCGGUGCCAGGAAGGCCCCAGAAACUGCCAGGAGCUGUUGAGCCAGGGCGCCACCUUGAGCGGCUGGUACCAUCUGUGCCUACCUGAGGGCAGGGCCCUCCCAGUCUUUUGUGACAUGGACACCGAGGGGGGUGGCUGGCUGGUGUUUCAGAGGCGCCAGGAUGGUUCUGUGGAUUUCUUCCGCUCUUGGUCCUCCUACAGAGCAGGUUUUGGGAACCAAGAGUCUGAAUUCUGGCUGGGAAAUGAGAAUUUGCACCAGCUUACUCUCCAGGGUAACUGGGAGCUGCGGGUAGAGCUGGAAGACUUUAAUGGCAACUGUACUUUCGCCCACUAUGCGACCUUCCGCCUCCUCGGUGAGGUAGACCACUACCAGCUGGCACUGGGCAAGUUCUCAGAGGGCACUGCAGGGGAUUCCCUGAGCCACCACAGUGGGAGGCCCUUUACCACCUAUGACGCUGACCACGAUUCAAGCAACAGCAACUGUGCAGUGAUUGUCCACGGUGCCUGGUGGUAUGCAUCCUGUUACCGAUCAAAUCUCAAUGGUCGCUAUGCAGUGUCUGAGGCUGCCGCCCACAAAUAUGGCAUUGACUGGGCCUCAGGCCGUGGUGUGGGCCACCCCUACCGCAGGGUUCAGAUGAUGCUUCGAUAGGGCACUCUGGCAGCCAGUGCCCUUAUCUCUCCUGUACAGCUUCCGGAUCGUCAGCCACCUUGCCUUUGCCAACCACCUCUGCUUGCCUGCCCACAUUUAAAAAUAAAAUCAUUUUAGCCCUUUCAA